UGCAGAUGUAUGUGUGUGUUUAUUGACAGAAACAAUAGGCAAACGCGCUGAUUUAGAGGGUACUCGAUAAAGACAAUUUGACUAACGCUUAUUCCUUUGAUAACAGCUCGAUUACGUAAUGAUCGUAGGCACUCGACUUAGUCGUCUGGCGGCUGGUCGCCUCUUGCCUGGAAUGGCUUGCAGACGCGCCCACACGGAGCGCAAAGUUCAGGUGCCCGACACAGGUGACUUGCACAUUGUCGAGUGUGGCACCGGCCCUCGCAGUUUACUCUUAAUGCCGGGCGCCUUGGGCUCCGCUUGGACAGAUUUUAAGCCACAGAUCGAACAGCUGCCCAAGCUGUUGCCAGAUCAUACGAUCAUUGCUUGGGAUCCGCCCGGCUAUGGGAAAUCGGUACCUCCGCAAAGGAAGUUCGGGCUGGAGUUCUUUCGCGAGGAUGCAGAGGCGGCUGUCAAGCUAAUGCGUGCACUGAACCGACCCAAGUUCUCUGUCUUAGGUUGGAGCGAUGGCGGCAUAACUGCGCUAAUCCUCGCCGGCCGACACACCGAUGCUGUAGAGAAGCUGGCCAUUUGGGGUGCCGGUGCCUAUCUAAACAAAGAUGAGGUACAGUCACUGCAAGCGAUACGGGACGUAGCCAAAUGGUCGCCACGUAUGCGAGAGCCCAUGGAACAGGUGUACGGCGUCGAGCGUUUCGCCCAACUAUGGGGCGAGUGGGUGGAUGCCGCUUGUGAAUUUUACACGCAACGCGAAGGCGACUUUUGCCGCAGCGAAGUGGAGCAAGUGAAGGCUCCCAUCUUCAUAUUGCAUGGCAAAAAGGAUCCAAUGAUUGCCGCAGAGCAUGUGCCCUGGCUGAAGCAACGACUGCCCAAAGCGCUUUACCACGAAUUCCCCGAUGGCAAACACAAUAUACAUCUGCGCUAUGCCGAGGAGUUCAAUAAGCUGGUCGCCGACUUCUUCAGGGGCAAGGAAUAAGAGAGAGAAGAGUUGAUUUUUUGCUUAUGAACAAAUAGUAUAAAGAUUUAUUAAUUCAUGAUUUACAGAGAACAA
This is a messenger RNA of Drosophila hydei, 1045 nucleotides long. Its product is annotated as valacyclovir hydrolase. Lineage: Eukaryota; Metazoa; Arthropoda; Insecta; Diptera; Drosophilidae. Bases 119 to 970 code for a protein of 283 amino acids. The record is from RefSeq and is a predicted model, not a curated record. The transcript has a single exon.